ACCCUCGAGAAGCUUCAGCCGACAGAAAACUCCUGACACGCGGGCGUGAACAACUCGGUGUUCCGCCUGCAAUUGUGCUGGCGCCCGGCGCUCUGCACUUUUUGAUCCGGUCAAGACGUACGACGACAGAGCGAAUCUGGGCGGGAAACAAUGCGCGUAUUCGACGUGACAUUUUUGUUUGGCGUGGCCGCGCUGGUCGUUGCCCAGUCGCCAACUGUGGAUGACGACGAGGAGCCGCCGAAGGAAACCACAUACUUCAACGGAAAAGAGGUCCCGCCGAUGCUCGAGCUGACACCGAGCAACUGGGACAAAGAGCUGAAGGCGUCCAAGUACUUGAUGGUCAAGCAUUACAGCCCGUACUGCCCGCAUUGUAUCGAUUAUGCUCCGACGUUCCAGACGUUGUACGAGUUCUACUACACCUCAUCUCCCGCCGGAAACGCGCCCAAGGAUGCCAGUUUUACCGACUUCUAUGAUUUCCGAUUUGCCGACGUGAACUGCGUCGCAUACAACGACCUUUGCACCAAGAACAAAGUAUCGUCAUGGCCGACUACCAUCCUAUACGAGGACGGCGAGCCUAUCGUGACCUUCAAGGGUGUCAAGGCCAUGAAGGUGUUAAGCAGUGCAAUCGAGGAUGCGCUUGAGAAGGCUAAGCCGGGAACGCGUCCUUCCGCGAUCGAGCUGCCGGAACCCGGCGCCAAGUCAUAUCCCCCAUCCAACGACGCAGCGGUUGACAAGCCGGACCCUGAAGGGAAACGCACACCUGCAAAUCCAAAAGACCAACCGGAUAAAGGGGCGGCUCCUGCGUCGACGUCGCUUGCGUCAGAGCCAGCGACCCCAGAGUCAACGAGCCCCAAAUACCUCGUGGUUCCGUUUGACCCGCCCCCUCAGGUUGUGGUGAAGCCGACGACCACGCCUAACCCCAAUGGUGAAUCGGUUCCCCUGACGGCCGAGACUUUCCAGAACUUGGUGACCACGACGCACGAUCCUUGGUUCAUCAAGUUCUACGCUCCUUGGUGUCACCACUGCCUGAAGGUCAAACCAACCUGGGAUGAACUUGCGAAAGAGGUCAAGGGCAGGCUCAACAUUGGCGAGGUCAACUGCGACGCCGAAUCCCGGUUGUGCAAGGAUGUCGGCGUCAGGGGUUACCCCACCUUCCUGUUCUUCAGGUCCGGCGAGCAUGUCGAGUACCAGGGCCUUCGCGGCCUGGGCGACCUUAUCCAGUUCGCCGAGCAGGCAAUCGAGCUGGCGAGUGGCGUCCAAGACGUCGACGCCGACUCGUUCAAGGCCCUCGAGGAGAAGGAGAAAGUCAUCUUCCUCUACUUCUACGAUCACGCCGCCACGUCCGAGGACUUCAUCGCUCUCGAGCGUCUGCCGCUGAACCUGAUAGGCCGUGCUAAACUGGUCAAGACGCGCGACGUCAGGCUGUAUGAGCGGUUCAAGAUCACUACGUGGCCGCGACUGCUCGUCUCGCGUGAGGGGCGUCCUACAUACUACCCGCCGCUCACCCCGAGGGACAUGCGCGAGACGCAUUUAUUGAUGAACUGGAUCAGGUCCGUGUGGUUACCGUUGGUGCCGGAGCUGACGGCCUCGAACGCGCGCGAGAUCAUGGACGGCAAGAUUGUCGUUCUUGGCAUCCUCAACCGGGAAAACGACGAGUCGUUUCAGAGCGCGCUCCGUGAGAUGAAGAGCGCCGCCAACGAGUGGAUGGACAAGCAAAUCCAGCUCUUCCAGCUCGAGCGGCAGGAGUUGCGCGACGCCAAGCAGCUGCGGAUCGAGGAAGCCGAGGACCGCGGCGACGAGCGGGCGGCUCGCAAUGCUAAGAACAUCCGGAUCAACAUGGACAGGUCGGACCGCAAGGAGGUUACUUUUGCGUGGGUCGACGGCGUCUUCUGGCAGCGGUGGAUCCGCACUACAUACGGCAUUGAUGUAAAGGAUGGCGAGAGAGUCAUUAUCAACGACGAGGAUAACCGCCGUUACUGGGACCAAACCAGCACCGGCAACCCCAUCGUCCCGUCGCGCACCUCAAUCCUGGAGACCAUCAACAAGGUCACGGCCAAUCCGGCCAAGAUCAAGCCGAAGCUCACCAUCGGCUUCUUCGAGAAGCUCAUCUUUGACGUCAAGACCAGCUUCAAGGAGCACCCGUUCCUCAGCUCGGGCUGCGUCCUCGGCAUUGCCUUUGGCUGUCUCUCGUGGUUACGCGGCGGGAUAAGGAGAUUGAGGGCCGGCCACUUUAAGCUCGACGACGCUCCUAGCAACAGGGCGCCGCUUCUGGGGCUGUCCUCCGACGGCAGCAAGGUGGACUAGACACGAACUCCGGGAUGGGUGGAUAGAAUGGGCUUGGAUCGGUUAAAGGGAUGGGCUUCUGAUGAUAUUCGGGGCUUUUUUCCGCAUAAAUGGGUGUUUUUGUGUAUAACACGUGGUCUACGACGGCUUUCUCCUGGGUGUCUGGACAGUGUCGAUGUUUGGUAAGGGGGUGGUCAGGCCUCGCUCGGGCUGC
Molecule: messenger RNA, 2497 nt
Organism: Thermothelomyces thermophilus ATCC 42464
Lineage: Eukaryota; Fungi; Ascomycota; Sordariomycetes; Sordariales; Chaetomiaceae
Exons: 3
Coding region: 151-2304 (717 amino acids)
Cellular component (GO): endoplasmic reticulum
Molecular function (GO): protein disulfide isomerase activity
Source: RefSeq, a predicted model, not a curated record